This is a messenger RNA of Toxorhynchites rutilus septentrionalis, 772 nucleotides long. RefSeq names its product cytochrome c oxidase subunit 6B1-like. The record is from RefSeq and is a predicted model, not a curated record. Gene Ontology annotation, cellular component: mitochondrion; respiratory chain complex IV. NCBI's taxonomy places the organism in Eukaryota, Metazoa, Arthropoda, Insecta, Diptera, Culicidae. Bases 434 to 700 code for a protein of 88 amino acids. The transcript has 2 exons.
AGAAUAGAUCUGUAGAAUAGAAUAACUCGAUUGAUUGAAUUACGUAAACAUAUAUAAUAAUUCUGAAAGUACAAAUUUUCAUUAUGCUCGACAGCUGUAUAUUUGCAUUUGACUAAAACUAAAAAUAUCACGUCUAAUACAAAUCAUAUAUGUCAUUGUAGAGUACCGUCUUCUAGAGUUCCUUGUUCUAAUUUCAUAACAUUAUACGCCAUCAAGUAACUCCCAUGGUCGAGAGCCACACAUGUCGUCACUGGAGUUACAGGUGCGAUUUCCGUUUUUCAUCGAAGAAAAUUUCACUGACUCGCAUUGGUACCUCAAGCACAUUCAAGCGUGAUAUCUGGCAUAAAAAUCUACUCAGUCGAGAUUGGAAAAUGAUGCAAAACUGUGUUGAGACGACGAAGUUGUCACGAGAAUCAACUCUCCAUCGACUGCUAUGGCUCCAAAACCCAUGCCGGUAGCUCCGCAAGAGGAAACGCUUCCGCUGAAGGUAGCUCCCUGGGAUCCACGCUUCCCCAAUCAAAAUCAGACCAAAUACUGCUACCAAAGCUAUCUGGAUUUCCAUCGUUGCGAGAAAAUCAAGGGUGAGGGUGACAGCGUGUGCAAAUACUUCAAGGAUGUGUUCGCCGACAUUUGCCCGAAUGGCUGGGUUGAGAGGUGGGACAGCCAGCGCGCGGAGGGUACGUUCGCCGGCAAGAUCUAAGGAUCUCAGUGGGUGAAACAAACAAGUCAAGUAUGAGUAUUUUGAAUAGAAAAGGGGGUAACUGUUAUGUUA